Molecule: messenger RNA, 526 nt
Organism: Rhagoletis zephyria (snowberry fruit fly)
Lineage: Eukaryota; Metazoa; Arthropoda; Insecta; Diptera; Tephritidae
Product: trypsin, alkaline C-like
Biological process (GO): proteolysis
Molecular function (GO): serine-type endopeptidase activity
Source: RefSeq, a predicted model, not a curated record
GGUUUCUUAUAACACCCACCAUAUUCGCUACAACACUGACGAGCACAACUGGGGCGGCAUUGUUGCAAACAUAUGGACACCAAGUUCUGUGUAUAUUCACCCCAAUUACAAACCAGGCCAACUAUAUUAUAACAUUGCUGUUAUUCGUACUGGGCCAUACUUUCCUAGCAGCAUUUACAAUCAAACGGCUCUUCGCUGUUCUGAAGAUGAAGUUAAUUUUGAAAGGUUGACAGUCGCUGGGUGGGGUUAUAUUCGAGACCAAACUGGCCAACUGUCGACGCGAUUGCGACAAACUGAGUUGCCAUAUGCCGGAAACACGUGCAAGCGUUACUACCAGUCAAUUGGCCAAUAUAUUGAUGAAACAAUGUUUUGUGCCGGAGAUCUUGACCAUGGUGGAACGGGAAUUUGCGUGGGUGAUCUAGGCGGAGCAGCUGUGAAACGGGUUGGCUCAUUGAAUGUCAUCACUGGCGUUGCUUCUCACUUCAACGAGUGCGGAGGGCCAAAGUUGAUUAGCCUCUUCACUCGU